AUGGCUUCUAUUUCCGAGAAGCAACCACAACUGUCCAUGGACGAGUCUGAAUUCAGCGACUACCAUGAAGAGCAGCGCCAAAAGCUGCUGGGCGAUGAUGACGACGUCGAGAAGCAGGCAAUAGUCGAGGAACAGACACAAGCAAAGAGCGCACAGGAAGGCGCUGAGUACUCUGUGUCGACUCGGGUCAAGAUGAUCUGUCUCGGAUUAUACUUCGCCAUGAACUUGGGCCUCACGCUAUACAACAAGGCCGUCCUCGACAAGUUUGCCUUCCCAUGGCUCAUGACCACAUUGCACGCUACAUGCGCCGCGGUCGGAUGCUACGCGCUCCUGCUCGCAGGCCACAUCAAGCUCUCAUACCUCACACGACAAGACAACUAUGUCCUGGUGGCAUUCUCUGUCCUCUUCACCAUCAACAUUGCCAUCUCCAACGUCUCGCUGGAGAUGGUCUCCGUUCCUUUCCACCAGAUCGCCCGCUCGACUUGCCCUGUCGCAACCAUUCUGAUCUACCGCUGGUUUUAUGGCCGCUCCUACGCAAAGGCUACAUACAUGGCUCUGAUCCCCAUCGUCCUCGGUGUUGGACUUAGCACAUACGGCGACUACUACUUUUCUCUCAUGGGCGCAUCCCUCACCUUCCUCGGUGUCUUCCUUGCUGCAAUCAAGACCGUCGCAACCAACCGUCUCCUGACCGGCAGCCUCAAGCUCCCCGCCCUCGAACUCCUCCUUCGCAUGUCCCCCCUCGCCGCCGUUCAGUCGCUCGUCUACGCAUAUUGCACCGGAGAAGUCGCCAACUUCACCAAGUUCACCGCUGAGGGUGGUCUUACCUCUUCAGUCGUUCUCGCUCUGCUCGGAAACGGCAUCCUCGCCUUCAUGCUCAACGUUACCUCCUUCCAAACAAACAAGCUUGCUGGUGCCCUAACAUUGAGCGUUUGCGGCAACCUCAAGCAAUGCCUUACAAUUCUUCUCGGCAUCGUUCUCUUCAAUGUCCGCGUUGGACCCGAAAAUGGAGCCGGCAUGCUGGUCACUCUUCUCGGUGCUGCAUGGUACAGCAAAGUCGAGUUGAGCGUCAAGAAGCCUGCUCCGAGAUCAUGA
Molecule: messenger RNA, 1092 nt
Organism: Aureobasidium melanogenum CBS 110374
Lineage: Eukaryota; Fungi; Ascomycota; Dothideomycetes; Dothideales; Saccotheciaceae
Product: TPT-domain-containing protein
Exons: 2
Coding region: 1-1092 (363 amino acids)
Cellular component (GO): Golgi apparatus
Molecular function (GO): antiporter activity
Source: RefSeq, a predicted model, not a curated record